GUAAUACUGAAUUGAAAUUCUCCACAUUUUAACUUUAUCCUCAUAAUGCAAUUUUAAAAAAACAACGUUUUUUAAUGCCCGGCACAUAAAGUUUCAAUCUUGUACCUUCAACAUUAUUCAAGUUUAAAAAAAGUAAAGCUCUUCUGGUUUAUGUUAUCUUAUGUCUGGCACUAAUAUUCUUCCAUAGACUAUCACCUGGGAAAAUGUCCUAUUGUUGAAGAGCAGACUUCCCUCAAAGCACAGGUGCUGCUAAUCACAUAAUGAUUGCAAUUAAGCCAGCAUGCACGAGCAAAGUCUUGUGUGAGUGCUACGCACUCUUUAUCAACGCAAUCAAUCACACCUGCGAUAAGGGAGUCAACAUGUCUAUUUCUCUGGUUUAUUGUUAUGUUAAACUGCAGAAUAUGUGACCCAAAAGUGGGAAAAAAUUACAUGAAUGUAUUAUAAAGCAAGGAAAACACCUUUCUAAAUAGUAAAUAAAAUGCUACCGUGACUUUCUAAAGAUGUGUGCAACCACAAAAGGUGACUUUAAACGCACCGUAGGAAUACACUUGCAUAACAACAGGGAUCCGGAUAAUGGGAGGAGUAAGUGAGGACAGCAAAGCCUGUAAAACACGUUCCGUGAACGCACCAAUCCAGUCGGCUUUUCUCUGCGUAGCCCGGAGCAGCAGAUCCCCGCUCUCUUCUCUCUGAGCCGCCACAACAUUCCCCACAGCAUUCCCCCUCUUCGGUGAACAGUUAACUUGUUUUUAUCAGAGAGCUGCGUCGGGACAAACCGAGCUCUCGGGAUGGAUGCUGCUGCUGCGGAGAGGAGCGCCGCGGAGAGCCGGCUGGAGAGAUGCAGCCACACGGCGUUCAUAGAGGACAACACUCUGUAUGUGUGGGGAGGCUACAAGGUGAGAAACGCAGGCUAGCUGUACCUGUGCAGGUAGUUGGUGGAGAGGACAUUGUGUUGCCCAGUGAUGAGAUAUGGCUCUGUGAUUUGGACAGCGGGAUGUGGGAAAUGAGGGAUAUGAACGGAGACAGACCACCAGACUUGUCCGGCUUCUGUGGCUCUUAUCUAAACGGCACAUUCUACAUCUUUGCAGGAUGCGACCCUGUUGGAUACACAAACCAGAUGUUCAGCGUUGAUCUCACAGAGCAGAGCUGCAUGUGGAAGAAAGUGACCGACACAAAAGGAACGACACCCUCACCUCGAAACAAACACUCCUGCUGGGUUUACCGAGACAGAUUAAUCUACUUUGGUGGCUAUGGGUGUAAGACGAUAGGACAGGUACAGAACACACCGUCAUCAAGCUUUGUUGUGGAGGAGAUGUCCUGGGCAACCAUUGGAGACAUUUUAUUUAGGUGCUGGGGCUGGAACAAUGAAGUCAGUGUUUAUGAACCACAUACGGCCAUGUGGAGCAUGCCAGAGACUCGGGGUCCUGCUCCUGCACCCAGAGGCUGCCAUGCAAGUACACUUCUGGGAAACAAAGGUUACAUCUCUGGUGGUGUGGAAACGGCUGAGUUGGACAUGUACUGCUUAGACCUGGACACCUGGACCUGGACUCAAUUUGACAUCUCCUCAUCUUGCUCACCUCUGGGCCGCUCCAUGUUCACCAUGACGCCAACAUCAGAUAACACGCUCUUCAUUUACGGCGGUCUUGGCACAGACGGAAACACUCUUAAUGAUGCCUGGCAGUUUAACAUGCAGAAGAAAGAGUGGAAAGAAAUAACGCACCAACACAAGGACAAGCCCAGAGUGUGUCACACAGCGUGCCUGGGAAGGGACAACGAUGUCGUGGUGUUCGGGGGAAGCAGCAACAUGUGCCUCCUCAUGGACUCGGUGACUGUUCUGAGGGCUCCAUCACAAAACCAGUGCAGGGACGUCUUCAUGUUUCAGACCCAGCCGUACUCCCUGUUCAGACUGUGUGAAGACCUCAUAGCAAAAAACUCUGAAGUUUUUGAGGAGCAGCUGACCUGGCUGCCAUCAAAGCUACGGAACAAAAUUGACAAGCGAGUGGCCUUUUUCUCCUCUACGAAUCCUGUUCUUACAGCUUGAACACAACAAUAGGUUUUUUUAUUAAUUAGAGCAAGUCAAUUACUAAAACAAAAAUGUUAUUUUUUUGUACGUUUGGAAGGUUUGUGGGUUUUUGUAAAAAGAAAGUGCUAUUGUUUUAACUUAAGAUUUGUAUGUUUUUUGCCUUAUUUUUAAACAACCAGUUUAGAUUCGGUAAAAUUUUACUCUAUUAUAGUGAUUUUAAUAUUGUUCAAUCUGUUUUUGAAUAAAGGAAUUGAUAUGUUGUA
Eleginops maclovinus (Patagonian blennie) is the source of this 2283-nucleotide messenger RNA. RefSeq names its product kelch domain-containing protein 1-like. Lineage: Eukaryota; Metazoa; Chordata; Actinopteri; Perciformes; Eleginopidae. The transcript is spliced from 13 exons. The record is from RefSeq and is a predicted model, not a curated record. Gene Ontology annotation, molecular function: protein binding. Bases 836 to 2038 code for a protein of 400 amino acids.